This is a messenger RNA of Dendroctonus ponderosae (mountain pine beetle), 1461 nucleotides long. RefSeq names its product glutathione S-transferase 1. Gene Ontology annotation, biological process: glutathione metabolic process. Lineage: Eukaryota; Metazoa; Arthropoda; Insecta; Coleoptera; Curculionidae. Gene Ontology annotation, molecular function: glutathione transferase activity. Bases 118 to 771 code for a protein of 217 amino acids. The transcript has 3 exons. The record is from RefSeq and is a predicted model, not a curated record.
GAGUAAAUUCACAUGAGAAGUUUACUGUAGCAUGGUCCGCCAGUGCAGUCCGUUUGUCCGUUUAUUAACACUUGAAAUUCGCUAGAUUAACAAUCGCCUUUAAUUUAAUUUUAAAUAAUGGGGAAAAAACUGUAUAUCACAUUGGGAAGCCCACCAGUAAAUGCGGUUUUGAUGGCUGCAAAAGCUUUCAACAUUUACUUAGACCUACACGAAUUGGAUUUUUCUAAACAGGAGAAUUACUCUGAAUGGUAUCUCAAGAUUAAUCCCACUAGCACAGUGCCAGCAUUAGAUGAUGAGGGAUUUAUAGUAUGGGAUAGUCACUCUAUAUUGGUGUACUUGCAAGAAAAAUACGGAAAGGACACUGAUUUGUACCCGAAAGACCUCAAAGAAAAACUCAAGAUUCUUCAAUUUCUCAAUUUUGACUGUGGGAUGCUUUUUCGAAGAAUGGGCGACUGUCUAAGACCCAUAUUUUACGACGACCAAAAGAACUUUGAUCCAAAAACAUUGGAACGAGCUAAAAGCAGUUAUAUUAUCUUAGAAAGGAUUUUAAAGCAGGACAAAUUUGUUGCUGGUGCUGAUUUAUCGAUUGCUGAUAUAAGUGUAUUUGCGACAAUGAUAGCUCAAAACGCCUUUAUGCCCAUUGAUGAACAGGAAUUUCCAUGCUUAAAGAAGUGGUAUUCGCACCUUAAAUCUUUCGAUUUCUACGAUGCUGCGCUGGAAGGGGAAGUAGCACUGAAAAAUGGCCUGAGAAUAAAACUUGAAGAUUAUUAAAUUUCCCUGCUAUUAAUGAGCAAUAUUUAUUUAAGGAGCUUCUAAUAGUUAUAGUUAACAAAAAAGUUCCUAAUUAUUAUUGGGAAUCAAAGUAAUCGGGUUAUGUCUAAACAUAAUCCGACUUGCGUUUGUAAUUCAGACAGUAAAACAGACAACGACUAAAAAACAUGUUUAGUAGCCAAUUGUCGCAACAUUAUAACGCUAAAAACGAAUUUAAGAGGCAGAUAAUCCAUUUUUUUUUAAUUGGAGAAAAAAUGUCUAUAACGAAAAUUGUGUAAAUGUUUCUUGAUCUAUCAAUUUUUUUGUUGGGCUACAAGCCAAUUUGUUUGGGUUUCUAUAAAGUUUCUCAUUAUUGGGUCUAAAAAUGUCCUACAGUUUUAUCCUCUGUUUAACAGACAAAAAUUAGCCAGUAGCCAGUUUAUAAAUAUGUCUACCCUUCAUUCAUUUUGAAACCUUUGCGUUUAUUAUAAACUGCAACAUUAAAAUGUCUGUAGAAUUUUAUUUGGGUUUCUAUUGGCCCAUGUUUUACUUUCUGCAAAAAUUAAUUUAUAUAUUUUUGAACGUAUUUAUGUAAGUAAACUUUGUUACGUUAAAGUUUAGUUUUGAAUGUUGAACAAUUGUAAAAUAUUCGUUUGUCACUAAUUUUAAGUGUGCUUGAUUUAAAUACUUAAAUAUAUUUUUUAUUAUCUA